Kogia breviceps (pygmy sperm whale) is the source of this 2224-nucleotide messenger RNA. Lineage: Eukaryota; Metazoa; Chordata; Mammalia; Artiodactyla; Physeteridae. The record is from RefSeq and is a predicted model, not a curated record.
CUGAUAAUCACAAAGGAUCUUGGAAUGCAUGAGUGUUAGACCUGUGUAGGAAGUCUGGACUAUAGUUUGUAUUCUACCCAGUGCAAAUGACCUUGAACUUGAGAACUGAAUCCCAGUUUCCUCAUCUGUCAGUUGGGGAUUAUGUUCAUUGACAAACAUUUAUUGAGUUUUUGGUGGUCGGCUUCUAUUCAUAUUGUUAUGAUGAUUGUUGUAAAGUGAUGCGAGAUCUCCUAUAACCCUGCGGUACACGUGCGUGCGCCAGGUGGGCACUGCGGUAGCAUGGACGCUUUGGAUCGAGUUGGAAAGCCCAAAACAAAAAGAGCCAAGAGAUGCCUUGAGAAAAGAGAACCGAAACUCAGUGAAAAUAUUAAAAAUGCUAUGCUGAUUAAAGGGGGCAAUGCAAGUUCAACAGUGACACAAGUACUUAGAGAUGUGUAUGCACUGAAGAAACCAUAUGGAGUUCUGUAUAAAAAGAAAAAUAUUACAAGACCAUUUGAGGAUCAGACAUCAUUGGGAUUUUUUUCAAAGAAGUCAGAUUGUUCUUUAUUCAUGUUUGGCUUCCAUAAUAAGAAGCGGCCAAAUAAUCUAGUAAUAGGUCGUAUGUAUGACUACCACGUGCUGGAUAUGAUUGGAGUAGGUAUUGAGAAGUUUGUCUCCCUUAAAGGUAUUAAGAAUAGUAAAUUUCCGGGGGGAACAAAACCCAUGUUAAUAUUCACAGGUGAUGAUUUUGAUGUAACAGAAGACUACAGAAGGCUAAAAAGCCUUCUUAUUGAUUUCUUCAGAGGCCCCACAGUAUCAAAUGUCCGCCUGGCUGGUUUAGAGUAUGUUCUGCACUUCACUGCACUGAAUGGGAAGAUUUACUUUCGAAGCUAUAAGUUGCUGUUGAAGAAAUCUGGCUGCAGAACACCUCGGAUUGAAUUGGAAGAGAUGGGACGCUCAUUGGAUCUGGUUCUGAGGAGGACACACCUAGCAUCAGAUGACCUUUAUAAGUUAUCUAUGAAAAUGCCCAAAGCCCUCAAGCCAAAGAAGAAGAAAAAUGUCUCUCAUGAUACUUUUGGUACAACUUAUGGAAGAAUUCAUAUGCAGAAGCAAGACCUAAGCAAACUACAAACCAGGAAAAUGAAGGGGUUGAAGAAGUGACCUGCAGAAAGGAAAGCAGAAGACCAGGAGAAAAAAAUCAAAGAGAAUUAAAAAGGAUUGAUGGAAUAUAGCCAAUAACUGCAUUUUUAUUGUAGUCUUUACUUAGAAUUAUCAAGCAUCAAUUAUUUCAGAGUUUCUUGUAAGGUUUUAUUGUAUAUUUUUAUAACUUGAUAAUUUACCUAAAUUAUAUAUUAUAUACAUUGUGAACAGUAACACUAGUAUUAGGUUGAAAGUUAGGCUCUUACUGGAGACAUUACACCCUGGUAUGCCAUUUUCUCUCUGUGAUGUGACAUUUCCCUCUGCCUACCCCCUACAAAGUCUCCUAUCUCAUUGGGUGGGUGAGUGAGGAGGGAUCUCCAGAACAGUCGUUGGUAUUUUAGAAAAUUUUGGGUUAAGCUUUAGAUAAAGGGAGGAAGUUAUGGAAAGUAGAAAUGGUCCAAAGUAACUAUAUACAUGCUCAGUAUGAGCUACCUGGAAAGUUGACCCCAUCUCCCAGCAUAUACAUAAAACCUGACUUUUAUUUUUUUACUUUCCUGUUGUUUUACCUGAAAUUCUACCAGUUAGAGAUCAAUUUUGAGAUUUUAAGCUGUGUGUCUUAAAACAGAUCUUUGAGAUGUCCACUACCUGAUCAUUGACAUACUAUCUUACUAUUGAUUAUUUUAAGAGAUUCUGCUGCUAAAUGGAGCCCUAUUUCUCUUCUUUGGGAGAAAGGAAGUUUUGAUAAGGGUUGAAGUGAGAAAGGAGAGAUUAGAUAAGUUAAGACACAUGACAUUUUAGGGUACUGGGUAGCCGUAGGUAGCUAAAGGUCACAUGAAGGCCCUGGUUGUUUGCAUACAGAGUAGGAGUAAGCCAAAGCCAAACAGCUUAUUUUGAAAUUUUCUUGAAAACUGGCCCUAUGCCUAGGAAAAUGGGGGAAAGCUUUCUGCUUCCUACUCCUAGUAGUGCAAACUUGUUUUCCCUAAAUGUACAAUUUAGUUUCCUUGACUGAGUCCCUGACAAAGAGGCUCCUUUAUACAAGCACACGCCAAUUAUGCUGUAAAAGUACAAACAUAUAUAAACCAUGAUGUGUUAUGUAAAGUAAAAA